AUGAUAGACCAUCCCCCGGCGAGGGAGACCGCAGAGAUCCUGAACGGGGGGGUUUAUGUUGACCAGAACAAGUUCCUGUGCCACGCCGACACCAUCCACUGGAGGGACAUCAUCAAGAACCCCCAAGCUGAGCUCUUGGUGGUACCGUCCAACAACAGUGGCCUUGGAUGUAAACGAUGUCAUCGCUCUUGUAACGGACGCUGCUGGGGCCAUCAGGACAACCAGUGCCAAAGCUUGACCAAGACUGUGUGUGCUGAGCAGUGUGACGGCCGUUGCUUCGGCCCCUACGUCAGUGACUGCUGCCACAGGGAGUGUGCUGGGGGCUGCUCGGGACCCAAGGACACAGACUGCUUCGCCUGCACCAACUUCAACGACAGCGGGGCGUGCGUGACCCAGUGCCCCCAGCCCUUUGUGUACAACCCCACCACCUUCCAGCUGGAAUCCAACCCACGGGCCAAGUACACCUAUGGAUCCUUCUGUGUGGAGAAGUGUCCCCAUAACUUUGUGGUGGAUCACAGCUCCUGUGUGAGGGCUUGUCCCAGCAACAAGAUGGAAGUAGAGGAGAACCGCACCAAGAUGUGCAUCCCCUGCACUGAUAUCUGUCCCAAAGUGUGUGACGGCAUAGGGACUGGCAGCCUGCAGACAGCCCAGACGGUGGAUGCCAGCAACAUAGAGAUGUUUGUCAACUGCACCAAGAUCAACGGCAACCUCAUCUUCCUCAUCACCGGCAUCAAAGGGGAUAUGUACCAUGGUAUAGGGGCCUUGGACCCAGAGCGGCUCAACGUGUUCCGCACAGUGAGAGAGAUCACAGGGUUCCUCAAUAUCCAGUCCUGGCCAGAGAACAUGACAGACCUCGGUGUCUUCUCCAAUCUGGCAACCAUCGGUGGGAGAUCACUGUACAGUGGGAUCUCUCUGCUGAUCCUGAAGCAGCGUUGGAUCUCCUCUCUCCAGUUCCAGUCUCUGGAUGAGAUCAGUGCGGGCAACGUGUACAUCACCAACAACAGCCGCCUGUGCUUCUACAACACCGUCAACUGGACCAGCCUGUUCCGCACCAGCAAUCAGAAGGUGCUCAUCCGCAACAACCGCGCCCCCAGCGAGUGCACCCAACAGAGGAUGGUGUGUGACCGGCUGUGUUCUGAAGAUGGUUGCUGGGGUCCAGGGCCUAACCAGUGCCUAUCCUGUCGUUACUUUAGCCGAGGACGUUCCUGUGUGCCGUCCUGCAACCUCUAUGACGGAGAUGUGCGUGAGUUUACUAAUGGUUCAGUAUGUCUGGAGUGUGACAGCCAGUGUGAGACAUCUCAGGACAAGACCAUGACCUGCCUUGGAACGGGUCCAGAUCAAUGUGUGACCUGUCUCCACUCCAAAGACGGGCCCAACUGUGUGGAAAAGUGCCCCGACGGCCUCCAAGGCACCAACAGCUUCAUCUUCAAAUACGCCGAGGCCAACAACGAGUGUCACCCCUGCCACGCCAACUGCACCCAGGGCUGCGUUGGGCCUCGGCUCCAAGACUGUGUUGGAAUGAUGGACAGGACGCCCCUCAUCGCGGCCGGGGUGAUCGGUGCUCUGUUUGUCAUCGUCAUCGUGGCGCUGAGCGUGGCGGUCUACGUGCGCCGUAAGAGCAUCAAGAAGAAGAGGGCUCUGCGCCGCUUCCUGGAGACAGAGUUGGUGGAGCCCCUGACCCCUAGCGGCACGGCCCCCAACCAGGCCCAGCUUCGUAUCCUCAAAGAGACAGAGCUAAAGAGGGUUAAGAUCCUCGGCUCGGGAGCCUUCGGCACCGUCCACAAGGGUAUCUGGGUCCCAGAGGGAGAGACAGUAAAGAUCCCAGUGGCCAUAAAGAUCCUGAACGAGGCUACGGGGCCCAAAGCAAACGUGGAGUUCAUGGACGAGGCUCUGAUUAUGGCCAGCAUGGAGCACCCCCACCUGGUCCGUCUCCUGGGGGUCUGCCUGAGCCCCACCACACAGCUGGUCACCCAGCUCAUGCCCCACGGCUGCCUCCUCGACUACGUCCACGAACACAAGGACAACAUCGGCUCUCAACUGCUGCUCAACUGGUGUGUCCAGAUCGCCAAGGGUAUGAUGUAUCUGGAGGAGAGAAGGCUGGUCCACAGAGAUCUGGCAGCCCGUAAUGUUCUGGUCAAGUCCCCCAACCACAUCAAGAUCACUGACUUUGGCCUGGCCAGACUGCUGGACGUCGACGAGAAAGAAUAUAACGCUGACGGGGGCAAGAUGCCCAUUAAGUGGAUGGCGUUGGAGUGUAUUCACUACAGGAAGUUCACACACCAGAGUGAUGUGUGGAGCUACGGUGUGACUAUCUGGGAGCUGAUGACUUUUGGAGGGAAGCCGUAUGACGGCAUCCCCACGCGAGAGAUCCCAGACAUCCUGGAGAAGGGCGAGCGUCUGCCUCAGCCUCCCAUCUGCACCAUAGACGUCUAUAUGGUCAUGGUUAAAU
Oncorhynchus gorbuscha (pink salmon) is the source of this 2449-nucleotide messenger RNA. Its product is annotated as receptor tyrosine-protein kinase erbB-4-like. Gene Ontology annotation, cellular component: signaling receptor complex; basal plasma membrane. Gene Ontology annotation, molecular function: epidermal growth factor receptor binding; ATP binding; transmembrane receptor protein tyrosine kinase activity. The transcript has 21 exons. Gene Ontology annotation, biological process: multicellular organism development; positive regulation of kinase activity; positive regulation of cell population proliferation. The annotation marks the transcript as partial. NCBI's taxonomy places the organism in Eukaryota, Metazoa, Chordata, Actinopteri, Salmoniformes, Salmonidae. The record is from RefSeq and is a predicted model, not a curated record.